This is a messenger RNA of Chlamydomonas reinhardtii, 2972 nucleotides long. RefSeq lists its product as uncharacterized. The record is from RefSeq and is a predicted model, not a curated record. The transcript is spliced from 2 exons. Gene Ontology annotation, molecular function: glycerophospholipase activity. Gene Ontology annotation, biological process: ceramide biosynthetic process; sphingolipid catabolic process. NCBI's taxonomy places the organism in Eukaryota, Viridiplantae, Chlorophyta, Chlorophyceae, Chlamydomonadales, Chlamydomonadaceae. The coding region runs from base 124 to 2421 and encodes 765 amino acids. Gene Ontology annotation, cellular component: cell periphery; endoplasmic reticulum; membrane.
CUUCUGCCUAAGCCUUGAGCCUAAGCAUUGAGAAAGGCUGCACCAGCACUGAACCGCGCGUUAUAAUUCGAACGUCAGUACCGCGCAAUCUACUGCGUCUUAACGAUUAAAAUAUAGUAUAGUAUGGACCAGUGGUCGCUACUAACGCCGGAGCUGCAGCUGGAGGUCGCGAGCCACUUGCCGCCCGGCGAAGUGGCGGGAUGUCUCAAAUUCGUCGACUGGGCCACCUACCGCAACCUGCACAGCACCUAUGAGACCAUUCGCCUGACAGAUGGUGAACCCUGGCCGGCACAAGCUUUCCUGCUUUACUGGGGCCGUUCGGAGUGGCCCUGGCGGGGGCUCCGCGUACUGCAGCGGCGGAAGCUGCUGUGCCUGGCUGCCGGCAGCGGCCAUGCCCCCAGCCUGGCGGCCGCGCUGUCGUACUGUGGCUGCAGCCUGCGUGCCGAGGUGAUGGCGGCGGCUGCGGCUGCAGGCGACGUGGCGGCGUGCGAAACGCUGCUGGAGGCCGGCUGCUGCUGGGGCAACGUCGUAACCAUGGCUGCAGCUGCGCAGGGGCGCAUCGAGGUGCUGGAAUGGCUGCUUCAGCACGACUUUGAGUUUGAGGAGCACACAGAGUACAGCACCAAUGGUGUGAUGAGCGAUGCGGAGGUUGAUCCGGACAUCCAAUCCGCAAUUGAUGAGUCCGACAACGCCGAUGAUGAAUUCCGCGAGGCGGCACACUGCCCGCGCACCCCCGCGGCCCAUGGCGGCCACGCGGCGGUUUUGGCGUGGUUCGAUGAGCAAGGAUUCUACGAGCAGUGCGACGACCCCAACUGGCAGCUGUGGCUGGUGCGGGCGGCGGGGCAGGGCGGUCAUGCAGCUCUGGCGGCGCAGCUGGUGCAGCAGGCUGCAGACGCCGCCAGUGACGGCAGCGAGAGUGACGACGACCCUGACGCAGCCCAGGACCCGGAGGACGAGGAGCCUUUCCUGCUGGAGUGGGAUGAGGAGUCGCCGCGUUGGCUGCGCGCAAAGGCGUUGCUGUUCGGGCUGGCGCUUGGCUGCUCGCUGGCAGAAUUGAAGCAGCACGGCGCCGCGGCUGUGGCGGCGGUGCGGCGCCGCGGCAGCACGGCCGGCAAGUCUGCCCUUCUGCGGAUGGCGGCAUGCAGCCUCACAUCCGAUUGGGCCGACAAAGUCGACUAUCUCCUAAAGGCGUGGAAGCUGGUGAGCUGGGGUGACGCCAGCGACAAGGAUGGACACGGGCUGUGGGAGCGCACGGCGCGGGACCCCAGCUUUGUGCCGCGGCUGCAGCACCUGCGUUCGCGCGGAUUUUGCUUUCCGGAUGAGCUAGCUUCUGCCGCCGCCAGGGCUGGGAACUUGGAGGCUCUGAAGUUCCUCCUGGACGCCCGCACCGAAAAGGUGACGGAUGAGGAGACGCAGCACCUGAUCACCACCGCCGCCUGCGGCGGACAGGCCGCGGUGCUGCAGUGGUUCCGGCAGCAGAACCGGCUCAAGUGGCACGGCCGGUGGCGGCACUCCGCGGUGCUUGCCGCCAAGGGGGCGGCCCUCAGCUGGAUGGUGGAGCUGGAGGUGGCGGAGGUGCAGCAGGCGCAGCAGGCGCAGCAGGACGACCAGCCGCCGCAGGGCCGGGACACCCAGAAGGCAGCGCAGGCGCGGGACGGGCAGGGGAAGGAGAAGGGCAAGCAGGAGCAGUUGCGGGAGGUGCCGGGCGUGUGGUAUCAGCUGAGGAAGGCGGUGAUGCGGCACGGCGAUGAUGCCACAGUCCGGCGGCUGGUGGAGGGGUGCAGCAUGGAGGACAUCGGGUUCCAAGAGGCGGAGGGGUGCGACAUGGAGGACAUUGACUCUGACGAGGAGCAGGAGGGGUGGUGCGGCGUGGAGGACAUUGGGUUCGAGGAUUGGGACAUGCUGGUGUGUGGAGCGAGCGUGGAGCUGCUGGAGUGGAUGGCGGCGCGGCGGGGGGCGCCGAUUGAGGUUGAGACCGGCGCUGCCACCCUGCACUCCGCGGCCUGGGCCGAGGGCAACCUGGCGGCAGCAGAUUGGGUGCUGUCGAAGACGACUGUAGUGGACGUGCCUGUGGAGGAGCAGGUCAGUCGCCAGGCGCGGUUGGCGCACUUCCGUUUCGGCGAGGUGGUGUGGCUGCUUCGUACGGUGAUGUCAGAGGGGAAGCCAGAAGAUGGCAUUUCAGCGCGCCAAUGGCAUGAGCUGCAAGAGGAUAUCGAAUCGUCGGGGCUGAUCACACCGCGGCAGCAAGAGAUGCUGGAGGAACUGAGACAGGAGUUUGAGGAGUUUGAGGAGGACUCGGAGGAGGAGGAGGACGAGGAGGGGGACUUCGAGGAGGAGUUUGCGGAAGACCUGGAGGAGGAAUCGGAGGAGGAGCUGGAGAGCUGCCGGAAGGAGGAACUGGCCAAGGGGUCCAAGGGUUGAAUGCGCAGGACCUUGCGCGUUGGUAACUUGGGACUUGGGUAGAAUGGCAACAUUUGUGACGUAUCAGAGUGGGGUGAUAGCGAUGUUUCGCCUGCAGCAGGUGCGAGGACGUAGCUGGGCGCGGCUGACGUGUUGCUCAAAAGGCUGGUGAAGUUGUGGGGGCGAGCUGUGCGGGUGCGCCUAUCAUGCGGGUACCUCGGAAGGCGAGAGCCCCCCAGGAACACCGCGGGGAUGCCAAAGGCCCCCAACAUAGAGGCGUGUGCAAUUUGCGUGUGCUAGAAGGCGCCCGCGUCAAGGUGGCUGGGUUGAUAACGACCCGGGAGGGGAGGGCUCAGCCCUUUUCCUGCCUCCCUAAGGCAGCCACCUCCUUGUUAGUAUCCAGGAGACCCUGACCUUAGAUUGAUUGCAUGGAAGGGUUGAUUGGGACUCCGGAGUUGCGCUGUUUGAAACGGGUGCAUCUGAACGACAAUGCUGUGUGAACGCGCAUGGCCGCUUGUGACUUCGAGAUGCUGGAUGUGCUGACCUGGGCUGCCGUGUAAGCAAAGAAGGGC